CUGGGCUUCCUGUGCAAGGAGAAAAGAGGAUGGCCAGCCUUGCCUCCAGGGUCAAGUGGAGAAAGCUGGGACCUGGCUCUUCUGAAAGGAUGGAAGAAGUCUUGGUGACACGAACAAAGGAACCUGAGGGAGAAACAUCAGUCACCCAGGAGCUGUCAAAAUGAGUGACAACAGUACUUUGGCUCCUCCAGCACCAAGCCAGGGUCCCACCACACCCCGCAAAGGGCCGCCCAAGUUCAAGCAGAGGCAGACUCGCCAAUUCAAGAGCAAGCCUCCGAAGAAAGGUGUGAAAGGGUUUGGAGAUGACAUUCCAGGCAUGGAGGGGCUAGGGACAGAUAUCACGGUGAUCUGUCCCUGGGAAGCGUUCAGCCAUCUGGAAUUGCACGAGCUCGCUCAGUUUGGGAUCAUCUAAGGCACCAGAGGCGCUGCCACUCCUAUUCAUUAGCAUCUGCUCUAAACCCUGCUACUUUGCCCUAGUGAUCUGCAGAAUCUGGAAGUUUAGUAUUCACAAGUAGUUUUGGGGGAGCUUAUGUUGCCAUUUCUGAUCAGUUACUAUUGAGUUCUAAGUAUCAGAAUCACGCUUGCAGUAUGGCUCAGCACAGAAUAGUAAAUGAAAAUCAGUAUUUGUUGGGGCAUUUCAAGUUUUACCACCUUUUCCUAUCAGCUGGUCAGAAGUCAUCAAUAUUUCUCCAUAUUUUGUUUAAGUUUCCUCAAUUUAUUUUGUGAGGCUUUCAUUAUAAUUGGCAGUAGACUUCUGAGAUAAUGCUUAUGUCACAGUCCUCCCAUUUUUAAUUAAUAAAGGAGAAACUUACUUUGAAUCUCAUGAUGUUGUACUAAAUGUGUUGAAUUUCUGACACCUUGU
Messenger RNA from Chinchilla lanigera (long-tailed chinchilla), 862 nucleotides. RefSeq names its product phosphodiesterase 6H, cGMP-specific, cone, gamma (gene Pde6h). Gene Ontology annotation, biological process: positive regulation of G protein-coupled receptor signaling pathway; positive regulation of epidermal growth factor receptor signaling pathway; visual perception. The coding region runs from base 161 to 412 and encodes 83 amino acids. The record is from RefSeq and is a predicted model, not a curated record. Lineage: Eukaryota; Metazoa; Chordata; Mammalia; Rodentia; Chinchillidae. Gene Ontology annotation, cellular component: photoreceptor outer segment membrane. Gene Ontology annotation, molecular function: 3',5'-cyclic-nucleotide phosphodiesterase activity; cGMP binding. The transcript is spliced from 5 exons.